GAAACAUGUCGUUUCGAAGAGCGCUCCGGUUGGCGUGCGGGUUCGCGGGCGGAUCUGCUGUGCUCGUGUGUGCGGCGGUCGCGGCGGACACGCGCGGGUUUUUCGGGGAGCCCUACCGGUUCAGACAGACCCCCGGUGCCGUGCAUGCAGCACAGCCACCGUCGUGGCCCAGUGUAAACGGUUGGGAUAAUAACUGGGACAAACGAGAUCCCUCUUCUAUGGUAAAUGGGAGAAGAAAAGAAAGCGCUGGUGACAAUGGAAGUCCAGACGUAGAGAACAACAAACCCAAAGCCACGCGCCACAUCUUCCUUAUCCGACACUCUCAAUACAACCUCAAUGGAAAUGGAGACAAAGAAAGGUUCCUCACUCCUUUAGGCCGUGAACAGGCUGAACUGACAGGACAGAGAUUAGCAGCGCUGGGACUGAAAUAUGAUGUGAUGAUUCAUUCCUCUAUGACAAGAGCUACAGAGACGGCCAACAUCAUCAGCAAAUACUUACCAGACGUGGAGCUUGUAAGCUGUGAUUUACUGCGAGAGGGUGCGCCUAUUGAACCAGUGCCACCUGUCGCUCACUGGAAACCAGAGGCAGUGCAGUAUCACGAGGAUGGGGCGCGGAUUGAGGCGGCCUUCCGUCGGUACAUCCAUCGAGCUGAUGCCAAGCAGAAGGCGGAUAGCUACGAGAUUAUUGUCUGUCAUGCUAAUGUCAUCCGCUACUUUGUGUGCAGGGCUUUGCAGUUUCCUCCAGAGGGCUGGCUGAGGAUGGGCCUGAACAAUGGCAGCAUCACCUGGCUCACAAUUCGUCCCAGCGGUCGCGUGGGUCUCAGAGCCUUGGGAGACUCCGGCUUCAUGCCUCCAGAUAAACUCACCCGGUGACCUUCUCAAUGUAGAUGCACGUGGCCUCUUUACAGUGAACAGAUUUGCAAAGUGUUUGGAUUAUUUCAAAAUGUAUUGAAUUAUUCAUAUGGUUUUAAGAUUCACAAUAUUUCAGAAAUGGAGUCCUGGAAUUUUCAGUGAGUUCAUCACCAAAUUAUUGCUGGUUUGUAAAUCCUUAUACAUCACUGCAAUUGAAGAGAACAUUACUGUGAAAAUUUCAGUCCUUUGCAUUUGCUGGUAUGAAAAUCAGUUGUCCAUAAGUGUCUUGAGUGUAAUUUUUUUGUAUUUUUUAAACUUGCAAGCAAAGGAAUAUUUGAUAUUUUGACACAAACACCCCCUGUGCCAUGAGGCAUCACCAUUGAAACCGUGAUGGGAAGACGGUAUUAACCAGCAAGUGUACUUUAGUUUAUAACUCUUCCCAGGAGAUUUAGGCAGAUUUCUGAAAGCCUUGCUGUUUGUAUUUGUUGCAGUUGAUGUCUCACGGACUGUUUACUUGGAAUUAUCCAAAAGUUUUAAAAGAAAAGUGUGAAUUUGCUGAAUUUGUAAACAUUAGUAAGUUGUUUCUGUACAUGUCAUUUCAAGUUUGUUGCCCGACUAUUUACAUAAAAAACAAGUCUAAUAAAUAAACUGUUUUUGCAUUUGUUAAA
Messenger RNA from Misgurnus anguillicaudatus (oriental weatherfish), 1519 nucleotides. The record is from RefSeq and is a predicted model, not a curated record. NCBI's taxonomy places the organism in Eukaryota, Metazoa, Chordata, Actinopteri, Cypriniformes, Cobitidae.